Drosophila mojavensis is the source of this 3424-nucleotide messenger RNA. RefSeq names its product mucin-2. The record is from RefSeq and is a predicted model, not a curated record. Lineage: Eukaryota; Metazoa; Arthropoda; Insecta; Diptera; Drosophilidae. The transcript is spliced from 9 exons. Bases 319 to 3324 code for a protein of 1001 amino acids.
UGUGUCUGCUUUCAGUUUCAUUUGAGACGUCGUCGCGGCCGCAAGUGCUAAAAGCAGCUCAACAAUAACAACACCAACAACACGCAACGUGUGUGUCUCAACUAAAUGAACAUAAAAUCAACGCAAGCAGCAAGAAGCAAAAAAUAAAAACAAAAACAACAACAACAAAUUUAAACGGGUUAAUCAAUAUACGAGCAACAGCACGCUGAAUUUUGAGUUUUUUCUGUGUGCAUUUUCGAAUUGGAUGCUGAUCGAGUCACCGGAGAUAACGAACAGAAGACUUAACUAAAUAUCAAAACCCAAACACAAUCCAUUGCAAUGAUACUGCGAACGAGUAGAAUUUGCCUGCUGGGCGUUUGGCUGCUCACGAUGCUGACCCUGCUGCAGGCCCAGGGCGAAGAUUAUGGCGGCGAUGUGGGAGACGCUGAUGUUGGCAGCAGUGAUGACAUCUAUGAGCCGGCAGAGCAGGAGGCCGAUCUCGAGGCGGAAACACAGCAGCGACGCAAUAGCAUUGAGGCCGAAGAAAGCGCCCUGCCCGCACAGACGGUCAAUGAGCUGCAGUCCAUGGAGCAGCCAUCGACCACGGACAAGGUGCCGGCGGUUGUCACCGAGAUGCCAGUGCCCACCGCUGCAUCGGCCACCACAGAGUACGAUGAGAAUACGGCUGCCGAAGUUAUGGAAGAUGCGCCCACACAGAAGCAGGAGACGAAAGUCGAGAAGCCGGCCAGGCAUUCGCAGGAGUACUACUAUGAAGAUAUGCAGGAUCAGGAGCAGGACGCCGAACAGCAGCCGAAAAAGCAGCACAAAGAGCCACAGGAGGAGGCGACCACAGCCACAACGACAACAGUGCCCGAAUAUGUGCGCAAGGCAAAGGCGGAGAGAUUUCCUCAAACGGAGCCCGACUAUGCCGAAGAUGAUAUGAUGGUGGAGCAGCAAACGCAGCCCAUUAACACACCUAAGGAUCAGGCAGAGGGCGUCAUCUAUCGGGAUGAGCCGGCACAGCCCCAAGCUCACAUGCAACAGCUGCCCGUGAGCCACAAAGCCAAGCCGUUCAAUCCCAGUUCCGUGGAGUACUAUUACGAUGAGCUGGACAGCACGGAGCAUCGCAUCACGACCACAGUUCAGAGCACACCAACAACAACAACAGGCCCAACGAAAACAACCGAGACACCACUGCCAGUGCUGGCGGCACGUUUCGGUGGUUUCGUCGGUUUCGGUGGUUGGCCCGAGCCAAUGCCCAGUGCCGUACCAACUAAUGCACCGCCAGUCGCCAAUCCCAGCCCAACCACAACAACAACAAAAACAAUAGCCACAACGACGACAACACCAACACCAACAACAUCUGCGCCUCGCAAGCAAUCGAAGCACAUACAUCUGGCCAAGCCGGAACUGCUGCCCGCCGAUCAGCUGCGCAAUUAUAUUAAGGAUGUCUACAUACGCAUGCCGCUGGCGGUUAUAGUGGAUCCAUCGCCAGAAUCGCUGGACCAGACCAAGCGGCUGUACAUGGAUGCGUUGCAGGACAAGAAUAUCAAUAUUAAAAUCGUGCUUGUCACGCUGAAUGCCUCAGGUGUGCCCUCCGCUUUCAGUUUCAACAAUACGCGAGAGUUCAUCGCGGGCCUGAACAGCACCAAAGAGCUUGAAGGCGGCAAUGCGUUUGUGGGCGUGCUACAGGCCGCCGAACUGGUGCCCUACGACAGCGCCAUAUUCAUAUCGACAGCUGCCAUACCGCCGCACACGGACAUUGUGCAGGAUGCGGCAAUCACAUUGCUCAAGAAACGCAUACGCUUGUUUAUGCUGUGGUACGGUGAGCGAUCGGCCAAUGAGAACGAGACGGAAGAUGCCGUGGGCGGCAUUUUGGGCGAGGUGGCCAUACGAUCGGGCGGCGAAAUAAUUCACAUUGUGAGCACCGAGCAUGGACAGCAUAUCGCGGGCAAUACGUUAACGCUCGCGUCGGAUGCGUAUCAAGGCAGCCAGGAGCUGGAGCUACCUGUUGAUACGACGCUAUCCAGUUUACAUGUGCGAAUCGAUGCCAACAUGCGACGUGCCACACUGGCAACGCCCAAUGGUGAUAUCAAUUUAAAGAAACACGUCAAAUUUAAAUCAAGCAAUGAUACACGAAACACCAACCCCGAUGAACUGGAUGCCUACGUACCGCUUAACAAGUUGCGCAAGGCGACAAUCCUAAGGCUGCAGCUGACGCCGGAAUCACCAAGUGCCGCUUACAAUGUUUUCAUACGCGCCGAGCGUAAAGCAGAUGUUUUUCUUGGUGAAAUUAUUAAGCGCAUCGAUAGCUACUAUUCCCAUGCUGUGCACGAGAGCCCCUUGGCUUCAUUGGCGCGUUCAGCCAAGCUCAAGUUUCCCGAGUCGCGGGAAAAGCUAGAAAACGAAGUGGAUUCACCCAAGAGCGAAGUGGAAACCUUCUCGGAAACGGAGCUAGUGCAGCCACCGACGAGUCUGAAUCAGACUCAAUUUGCCGCUGCCACGGGCGAGGCGCAGCGCGCCAGCUUGAAUUCCAUGUUGCUGCAACGCUGCGGCACCAAAAUCGAACUCAAUACUCAGUCGCAGCUGCUCCUGAAUGCAGGUCAGGUCGCAACGCUGCUGUUUGAAGUGACCAAUAUGCGAGCGGAGCGUGUCUAUCAGACGGUGCAGGUGACGGACGAACGGCGCUUCCUAGUGCAGCUAAGCCCAACUGGUUUCUAUUUGCGUGCGCGGGAGACGAGCACCGUGCGUCUGACCGUGCUUGCGCCAACUGGCACCUCGCCUGGCACCACAGACAGAGUCACAUUCACUAGCUAUGGCACUGAAACGGCCACCUUGGCGGUUAGCCUAAAGGUCGUGUCCAGCAUCGAUGCGCAGGAUACGACUGGUCCCAAUCUCUCCUGGGAGUUUGGCAAUCGCUGCGACUAUGUGAGGAGCGAUGAACAAAACUGUGGCGAUCGCUUCUGGACGCUGGAUGUCACUGCCCAGGACUGGCAAUCGGGCAUAUUGCGUUUGCAGUCAACGCCCGCGGAUGGCCUGUUCUAUCGCAAUUACUAUACGGCCGGCACCACGGAGCCCAUGAAGGCCACCUAUAUGGCCUCCUGCUGCGAACCGAAGGUGGCCAUAACGGCAUUCGACGCGGCGGGCAAUCAGCGCAGCAUCAACAUUGAUGUUCGAGAUAUUGUGCUGACGGAGGCGGCCAUCGCUGCCAUUUGUCUGGGCGCCAUUCUGUUGCUGUUGCUGAUUGUAUUGCUUAUUUGGGGCAUUAUGUGGUGCUGCAAGCGGCGCAAGGUAUCACUGGAGCUGCCCACGUAUCGCUCGCACUCGACACGCAGUAUGGAAUAGAUUAAGAGAGGGCGCCACUGCCAAAAUAUCAACAAUAACUAAAUAUAUAUGUAGUGACGAACUUUAAGUGUUGCCCAAUAAAAAUACCGUUAACUGUUAA